AAUCAUUAAUCCGAGAAUAUUGUUGAUAAAACACCGAUUAAAAGUGAUACUAUCAUACCUCGAAUUGAUAGACCCAAAAUGAAAUAAUACCAGUAACCUAAUAAAAAUGAAAACAGCUUUGCUUCUUUUAUUUUUCACAGUAGAAUGCAAGACCAUCAAAGGUGCGGAUGUGAUCCAACAGGAAUGGCUGAAUUUUCAGAAACUAUUCAGAAGAAACUACGAUGCCCCCGGUGAAAGUGACAAACGGUUUUCGAUAUUCAAAGAAAAUCUCUUAAAAAUAUCGAGCCACAACGACUUAUAUGACGCUGGCAAUGUAACCCACAAACUAGGCGUGAAUCAGUUCGCUGAUUGGACCGCUGAAGAAUUCGCAGCUUACGUCAAUAAAUUCCAAAUUAACACGACGAAGAUCGACGCAAAAAUAUAUCAGUCUGGUGAAAAAAAUCCGGCCAUACCCGACUCUUGCGAUUGGAGGCUUCAAUGGGCGGUUACAGAUGUAAGGAACCAAGGACACUGUGGGUCCUGUUGGGCAUUCAGUGCGGCUGGUGCCCUGGAGGGACAAGCCCAAAUCGCCCUUGGCAAGAGGUUAAGGCUGAGCGAGCAAAACCUCGUAGACUGCGCGGACGAAUCCUACGGAAACUACGGCUGCAACGGAGGAGACAGCAACGCCGCCUUCCUAUACGUCAAAUCUUCUGGCAUCCAAUCCGAGGAGACUUACCCUUACGUGGCAACCCAGGGUGAAUGCCGACAGAAAUCCGCAGAAUUAUACGUGGACGAUUUUUAUUUCGUUGGCGGCACUGAAGAAGCUCUCAAGGAAGCUGUGGCUUCCCUCGGCCCGGUUUCUGUGGCUAUCGAAUCGACCACAGAGCUCCAGCACUACACCGAAGGCGUUUUCUUCGAUAGGACGUGUACGAACCGGUUGAACCACGGGGUUCUGGCUGUUGGUUAUGGCGCGGAAAACGGGCAGGACUACUGGCUGAUCAAGAAUUCUUGGGGAUCUUCGUGGGGAGAGCAGGGUUACUUCAGAAUGGUGCGGAAUAUGUACAACAACUGCGGAAUAGCUAGUUACGCCACUGUUCCGGUUGUGUCGGAAAGGAAACGUUCAGAUUGAUGUGCUUGUGGCUGAGAUGUAGCAGUCCGAAACACAUUAGGUUGGCAGAAUGUGGUGUUAAGUAUCGAUUUGAAAUUUUGAAGUUUUGCUUUCAAAAUAAUGAAAUUUCUUCUUUCAAGAAGCUUUAAUAACUCAACGUAUGUUUCACAGUGCUGUGAAACAACUUGGUGAAUCUACAGAACCUAUAGAAGUUGAUAUCAAUGCCUUGCUGCGCAGGUGCUUGCAGGUGCAUAGUAUAAAUAUCAUAAAACAUAUUAUCUGCGUAUAAAUGAUGAUGACAUAUCUGCAAAUUUUGUAUAAGAUUUUCAUUUGUUUUUUGGUAUAAUUGCUUUAACCACAACAGAAAGAUGUUAAUACUUCUUUUAGAUAUUAUUUUGCUUAUUUAAAUGCAGUGUAUGAUUUUGUUUCAUACAGUAGAUUCGGGUGACUUGGGACGAUUUUUGAAUUCAACUUGUCAUAUGUUCAAAACGUCGACCUAUUUUCAUCUGAAAAAAAGGUUCGUAUAUGCAUAAUGACUCAGACUAUUGAUUAGGAUAUAUA
This is a messenger RNA of Coccinella septempunctata (seven-spotted ladybird), 1648 nucleotides long. RefSeq names its product procathepsin L-like. Gene Ontology annotation, biological process: immune response. The record is from RefSeq and is a predicted model, not a curated record. Gene Ontology annotation, cellular component: lysosome. NCBI's taxonomy places the organism in Eukaryota, Metazoa, Arthropoda, Insecta, Coleoptera, Coccinellidae. The transcript has 3 exons. Gene Ontology annotation, molecular function: cysteine-type endopeptidase activity. Bases 107 to 1108 code for a protein of 333 amino acids.